AAACAAUUUUUAAAAAAUAAAUAUAUUGUAUGUAAUGAUGGAGUCAUUGGAGUCUCCAGUUAAUAGUCGUUCAUCAUAUGACCAUCUCUUCAAACUUAUUAUUGUUGGCGACUCUUGUGUUGGAAAGACUAGUAUUUUGCAGCGAUUUCACGGCGAAACCUUUUUGCCGCAAUCGGUGCCCACAAUCGGUAUUGAUUUCAGGAUCCGAACCAUUACUUAUCAAAACAAAAUUAUUAAACUCCAGAUUUGGGAUACAUCAGGUCAGGAAAAAUAUGACUCAAUAACCACAUCAUACUAUAGGGGAGCACUGGGAGUACUACUUGUUUAUGAUAUAACUUCAAGUAAAAGCUUUGAUAGCAUCAAAACUCGUUGGAUUAAACAUAUAAAUGCUAAUACGAGAAAAGGCGUAAAAAUUAUAUUAAUUGGCAACAAAUGUGAUGUACCGACAAAACGGGUGGUUAAGUCAGAGAUUGCCGAAGCACUGGCCGUUAAUCACGGUUUCAAAUAUUUUGAGACCAGCGCUAAGGAAAAUAUCAAUUUGGAGACCGCUUUCCAUGAAAUGGCUAAAGAUAUCUACAAUGAAAAAUGUCUGCGAGAAGAGUCUAAAAGUGUUACAUUAGCCGAAACGAGUGGCAAAAAACGCAAAACCAAUCGGUGCUGUCAAAUAACUAUCAACUUAUGAUAUACCUAUAUAUACAUACAUACCAAUGAUGAAUAAGCACCCAAUUAUUAUCAUAAUCAUCUCAUUUUUAAUAUAAUUAUUGU
Messenger RNA from Oppia nitens, 765 nucleotides. RefSeq names its product ras-related protein Rab-10-like. The transcript is spliced from 5 exons. Lineage: Eukaryota; Metazoa; Arthropoda; Arachnida; Sarcoptiformes; Oppiidae. The record is from RefSeq and is a predicted model, not a curated record. Gene Ontology annotation, molecular function: GTP binding; GTPase activity. Bases 35 to 682 code for a protein of 215 amino acids.